AUGCAUCCCGUCCCCUCUCUUGUGGCCCUGCACGCUCUCCGCGCCCUCACGCGACUGACAAUCUCAGCCCCCUCAAAACACACACCCACCGUCCUCCGAGCCGCGGGCCCUCUUCGCCAGCACCAUCGAGCAUUCUCGACAACGCCUGCCAAGUCAGUGACUUUGAACCAGAUCCGGACGCGCCUGGGCUCGCGCAAGCCCAAGAAAGUCCGCCACGCCGUCUCCCCUGCGCUCAGCGCCGCCAACCGACCCGCCAUGAAGGGCGUGUGUCUCAAGGUCGGCAUCACCAAACCAAAAAAACCCAACUCGGGCCAGCGCAAGACCGCCAAAGUCAGGUUAUCGAGCGGCAGGGUCGUCUCCGCGUAUAUCCCCGGGGAGGGUCAUAAUGUGCAGCAGCACAGUGUUGUGCUGGUCAGAGGUGGGAGGAGUCAGGAUUGUCCCGGUGUCAGAUACCAUUUGGUCAGGGGGGCUUUUGAUCUGGGAGGUGUACCUACACGAAUGACAAGUCGAUCCAAAUACGGCACCAAGAAGCCGAAGACGACAUGA
Molecule: messenger RNA, 546 nt
Organism: Fonsecaea multimorphosa CBS 102226
Lineage: Eukaryota; Fungi; Ascomycota; Eurotiomycetes; Chaetothyriales; Herpotrichiellaceae
Exons: 2
Coding region: 1-546 (181 amino acids)
Biological process (GO): translation
Cellular component (GO): ribosome; small ribosomal subunit
Molecular function (GO): structural constituent of ribosome
Source: RefSeq, a predicted model, not a curated record